Rotaria socialis is the source of this 1740-nucleotide messenger RNA. The record is from the annotation of a GenBank genome assembly. Lineage: Eukaryota; Metazoa; Rotifera; Eurotatoria; Philodinida; Philodinidae.
AUGAACAUUCUUUAUGGAAUUUAUUUUUUUGUUAUAAAUUUAAUAAAUCUUUCCAAAUCAACUACUCCAAAUGUUCUAAUCUUUCUUGUGGAUGAUUUGGGAUAUGGAGAUCUAGGAUGUUAUGGAAAUUCAACCAUUGAUUCGCCACAUAUUGAUUCAUUGGCACGUGAUGGUGCUAGAUAUACACAAAUGUAUUCAGCAGCACCAAUAUGUACACCAUCUCGUGCUGGAUUUCUCACUGGACGAUAUCCAAUUCGUUUAGGAUUAACAUCGAACGACAACCGAUUUCGUACAUUUAAUUCGCCAGGUCAAUCGGGUGGUUUACCUCAUGAUGAGACAACCAUAGCUCAAGUUGCACAAGAAUUGGGCUAUCGAACUGGUUUAGUUGGAAAAUGGCAUUUAGGCUUGGGACGUGAUGGUGAACAUUUGCCGACCCGACAUGGUUUUCAUACGUUCUUUGGCAUGCCUGUCACCAAUGUACAGACAUGUGGAAAUAAGAAAGUAUAUAAUUUAAUUGGAGGACAUGGCGAAAUUCUAGAUCGUUCAUUUUUUUCCUAUUGGAUUACGUUGACAGGCAAGAUCUGGCUAACAAUAAUUGUUGUUGCACUAGUGACAUGGUUGUUUGGUUCUCGUAAAUUAGCUUUUAUUAUAUUAAUUAUAUGCGCAAUUGGUUUCUUUGGUGGCAUGUGGUAUACACUUAGUUUUACUCUUCUUAGUCGUUCGUCAUGUUUAUUGUAUCGCAAUGAAACAAUUAUUGAACAACCUGUUCAUCUAGAGGAUUUAACUCUACGGAACACGAACGAAGCCACUCGAUUUAUGACGGAAACUGUUCAAAUUCAUAAGAAACCAUUUUUUCUCUAUAUGGCUUAUGUUAAAGUACAUACUGCCCUAUUUACUCUUCCGGAAAAUGUUGGACGUAGUCGUCAUGGCGCCUAUGGUGAUAAUAUUGAGGAACUUGAUUGGAGUGUAGGAAAAAUUCUUCAAACAUUGAAGAUUUUAAAUAUUGAAAAUGAUACUCUAAUUUUCUUUUCUUCUGAUAAUGGACCUUUUCUUGAACGUGGCAUUGAAGCUGGAUUUUGUGGUCGUGCUAUAGCAUCUUCUGGUAAGCUCAGCGAACCAUUACGAGGUGCAAAAGGACAAACAUGGGAGUGUGGUAUUCGUGUUCCUGGUAUAGUUCGUUGGCCAGGACAUGUCGUGUCUGGUCAGACCAUUGAAAGUAUAUCUUCUUUACUCGAUUUCUAUCCUUCAUUGUUGGAACUAUGGAAUGUUGAAUCGAUGCCAGAUCGACCUAUUGAUGGUGUGAGUUUGUGGUCAAAUUUGAAAUUCAUUUCUGACACAAGUCAAGUACGAAAAGAACGCAAAACCCUCUUUCAUUACUGUGGCUCAACGAUAGCAGCUGUACGUCAGGGCAAAUAUAAGGCACAUUAUUGGACACCAAAAUGGGAUGAAGGUAUGCGUGCAUGUCCUAGUGUUACCAUCUGCCCGUGUCUUGGUACAGAACAUUCACCGCCAUUAUUGUUUGAUAUUGAAGCUGAUCCAGCAGAAGAAUCACCAUUAGAUAUUCAAAACUAUGCAGAAGUUUUAUCUAUGAUGAAUAUUGCUAUUCGAAAACAUCAAGCAACACUUGUUUCAGUACCCAAUCAACUAGAAACUUUAGCAUUACCAUGGUUAUUUCCUUGCUGUAAUUCACAAGGUUGGACACGUAUGAUUCGUUUGAUAACUAAUUCUUGUCAAUGCUGA